Molecule: messenger RNA, 3474 nt
Organism: Strigops habroptila (Kakapo)
Lineage: Eukaryota; Metazoa; Chordata; Aves; Psittaciformes; Psittacidae
Gene: CDCA7
Product: cell division cycle associated 7
Exons: 10
Coding region: 81-1316 (411 amino acids)
Biological process (GO): regulation of DNA-templated transcription
Cellular component (GO): nucleus
Source: RefSeq, a predicted model, not a curated record
CGCCGGGCCCCGCCUCCCGCGGUCCCAGUCGCUUUGGCGCGAACCUUCAGUUCGCGGGUGCUCGCUCCGCCGCCGCCAGCAUGAGUCUGCCGCGCCCGCAGCGCCGACGUUGUUCAGGAAGGAAAAACUUCACAGCAUUCCGAAAUACAAAACUGAUCCCCAUGGAAACAUCCUCAUCCUCCGAUGACAGUUGUGACAGUUUUGGUUCUGAUAAUUUUGCAAACACGAAAUGCAAGUUUAGGUCGGAUAUUGGAAAAGAACUGGCCAAAAUUUUUCAUGAAGCGUCUGAUGAUGAAUCGUUCUGUGGCUUUUCAGAAAAUGAGAUUCAAGAUGCAUUGAGAUUGGAAUCGGAUUCAGAGGAGAAUGAUUCAAAUGCUGAAAGUGAGAUGGCUCAGAGAAGGCAGAAAUGCCCUAUUCCUUUAAAGGUAGCCAUGAAGUUUCCACCUCGAAGGUCAGAAAGGAGGAAGGGUGAGAUGGAACCUCUUGCUGAAAAGCUGAUGCCUGCUCCAGAUUCAGACUCUGACUCUGAAGAAAACGGUGCCAUGUUUCUGGAAAAGAGAGCUUUAAACAUAAAGGAAAACAAAGCAAUGCUUGCAAAACUAAUGGCUGAGUUGCAAAAUGUUUCUGGUAUCUUUGGCGGGAGAAAAUCGUUGCCAACUGUCAGUCAUGGACCAAAGCGACUUCCAAGGCGUUCAGUGCCAAGAAGUGCUUUGAGGAGGAACCCAGACCGAAGUUCUCGGCCUCACACAAGAUCCAGGUCGCUGAUUGAAGGUCCUCCUACUCUUUUACAAGAGGAGGAAGAUGAUGACCCAUAUGUCUUAGUGAGAAGAAGAAAGAUGUCUGAUGAAUACUUGGAGCAUGAAGCCGGAACUCCCAGGAGGGGUCACCGUGGUGCCAUGGCUUUUCCACAUGUUGUGCGCCCAGUUGAGGAGAUAACAGAGGAAGAGCUGUAUAAUAUUUGUGGGUCUGCAAGAGAGAAAGUAUAUAAUAGGGCCACAGGAUCUACCUGUCAUCAGUGUCGCCAAAAAACCAUAGACACCAAGACGAAUUGUCGUAACCCUGAUUGCAUAGGAGUGCGGGGCCAGUUCUGUGGGCCAUGCCUCCGCAAUAGAUACGGGGAAGAUGUCAGAACGGCGUUGCUGGAUCCGACAUGGAGGUGCCCACCAUGUCGUGGAAUCUGCAACUGUAGCUUCUGCAGACAGCGAGAUGGCCGAUGUGCUACAGGUGUCCUGGUCUAUCUGGCCAAGUACCAUGGCUAUGACAAUGUCCACGCCUACUUGAAAAGUCUGAAGCAAGAACUUGGAAUGGAAGACUGAAGCCAUGAUUGCCUUCAAAUUACGUACUCUUUCACCAAUGUCCUAUUAUUGCCUACAGUGAAUUGUUUAAUCAAAUGCGAUUACAAAGCCAGUGCCUUCCUUCCCUUCCCUUUUGGAUAAAAAAGGAUAAAGAACUUUUACAUAUCUCAGUACAUAUCUCAGUUUUUCUUGGGAAAACUGUUUAAUGAAGGUGUCUGCCAACAGGCCAUUGUUUUCUUUUUAAACAACUUUGCAAAUGAGAUAGCAUCAGUCCUUGCUUUCAUGCCAAUAACUUUCUUUUUUUUUUUUUUCCCUGAAAGGAGAUGGGGCUUUAAGCCAGUAGAGUUUUAUUCAUGCAGUGAGAUGUGCUGCAGGUUUAUUUAUGCUUUGAAGUUGAUCACAAAAAGGUAAUAGAUGUUCUGAAAAUUCAGGGCACUGUUCCCCACAGAACCAAGCAGUGAAAAGUACGUGCUUAACUCCAGGCCAACUUCUGCAAUACAGACUUACUGAACAUAAAUGAUCAAAUAAAAGCUAAGAAUUCUCUAAAAUAACAUGUUCUUAAGUUCAAAAAGGAAGCCCUAAAAGUUGCAGCUGAGCAGUCUCCAAGCACUAAUACUUGGUUUUAUAGAGUACUCAAAGUGCACAUUGGCCAUUUUAAGGGAGAUUCUCCAAGUGACUUAAAAAAUGCAGCAGAAACAGUUGGGGGUGACACUUUGUAUUUUUGUUUAGAGGAAAGGAGGCUGCUGCUAAAAGCUUCCACAGCACCAGCACUAGCAUUGCCUAGUGAUGACAGUGAUGUGAAUAUACUGGUGUACAUUGUGGAGUGACCGCUCUGUCUAAACCAAAAUGUACCCUUUGAUAAAUUGGGUUUGUGGGUUCUUUUCCUGCUCUUGCUGAAUCAGCACUGGUCCAGGGGAAGAGGAAUGCCUCCAGGGCCAGGGCUUGGUUAAGUAGAGGAGUAGUGGUUCAUGUCGCUGUUGGGCAACUGCAAAGUGGAUGAAAGAUGGUAACUUGUUGAAUUUGGUUCUCUGGAAAAGGAAUAAUGACAGGUCACGGGAGAGAGAUCACUGGAAUCUGAAGUCUGAUUUUUUUUUUUUUUUUUUUUUUUUUUUUUUUUUUAACCUCUAAAAAACCUAAAAGGCAUAGGCUUUCUAAGCAACAGUCCAGCUUAAAGUGAGGUAUUCUUCAGUUGCAUUGAGCAGCAUAAAUGUGAAUAGAUAGCACUCUCAGGAGACACCCUGGUUGUACCAACAGAUGAGGAAGAACAAUUGCCUCAUCAAAAAAGGCUUUUAAAAAGGGAGAUAUAACGGGUUGCAUACAAUUUGUGAGCACUUAAAAAUGCGGUUCAUGCUGCAGUCUCCUCCUUAACAAUCCAGCCAUAUUUUUGUAUCUGGAUCUGCAUGGUUGUAGGAUAUUUUGCGUGAUACUAAUGAAGCAUGAGUACAGCAAAAACUGUUAGAGCUGAAGUAUUCUAAUGUGCUGUGUGGAUAGGAUCUUGCAUACUCAGUGAUGCAGAAAAGAAGGUGCCAUGAAAAUUGCAUCCAGAGAAGCACAAGUGUAUAAAUGUGCUUAGUUUGGUUAUGGAAACUACUGUAUAAGCUUUGUAUAAGGUUUAGAAUGCAAUGUUAUAAAUAAUGUACAGUUGAAUAGCAGAAGACUCAACUUGCUUUUAUUGAGCACUAGAACAAUGCAUGGCUUUAGACUUCUCUGCUUGCACAGUAUUUGCACUGUGUAUAUACAUAAUGAUCCAUGGUUUAGACCUUUCUGAGAGUUCCAUCGGUGUGUAUGGGAGGGGAGGAGAGAGAAACUUGGAAACAAAAGAUAUUUAUAUCUCAGAAUUGCAGUUGUUUCGCAAAUCUCUGUCCUAUUGAAAAUCUCCUGUCCUUCCCUUGUUUUUACAGCGUGAAUAGCUGUGCAAUCUGAGGUGGAGAGGGCUCUACUCUCUAGGUACAUUUCAUGAAGAAGGAACUCUAGAAAUACAUGUUCUGACAGAUAAGAGCAAUUUAUUUUUUUCCCUCCUAAUUGCUGGUCUUGCCUUCUGAUUGCUAGAGUGUGAAAGGACUGUGCUAAAAGCAAACCCUUGCGUCAUAUCACGGAAACUGCUGUAUUUAGAUUUACUCAGAUCUACAAUGUUCUGUACAAAGUUUUAUUUUGAAAAUAAAAAUUUUAUGGGAUAGAA